Pseudomassariella vexata is the source of this 1048-nucleotide messenger RNA. RefSeq lists its product as uncharacterized. Bases 1 to 942 code for a protein of 313 amino acids. Gene Ontology annotation, cellular component: endoplasmic reticulum membrane. Gene Ontology annotation, biological process: sphingolipid biosynthetic process. The transcript is spliced from 6 exons. The record is from RefSeq and is a predicted model, not a curated record. Lineage: Eukaryota; Fungi; Ascomycota; Sordariomycetes; Amphisphaeriales; Pseudomassariaceae. Gene Ontology annotation, molecular function: 3-dehydrosphinganine reductase activity.
AUGAUGGGCUCGGGAAACCUAGAGGCCAAACAGACUGUUUUUGUGGCUGGGGGUUCCGGUGGACUCGGAAAGGCAGUCGCGAAACUUGUUGCGUCUCGAGGUUCCCACAUGGCAAUAUUUGGUCGUAGGAUAGAUGUCCUCGAGGGUGCUAGGAACGAGAUUCAACAGUUGGCCCGAAGCUCAAGCCAGGAGAUCAACGCAGUCGCUGUCAAUGAACUGUUCAAAGCACAGGCUCGAAUCCCUGAUGCGUUGUAUUGCGCCGGGGGCGGGAACCACGCCCAGAACGGGUUUCUCGUGGACAUCACUGCGAAUCAGCUCGAAGCUUGCAUGAAGAACAACUACUAUGGAACCUUGUACCCUAUAAAAUCUUUAGUCGACAUCUGGAUAGAAGACGACCGGAAGAACGCGCAACAGGAGAGCUCUCUACCCAAACUCCGACAAGUCGUCAUCAUAAGCAGCGCUGCAGCCUUCGUAGCGUUACCAGGUUCUAUUGCGUAUACUCCUGACAAAGUUGCAGCCCGCGCACUGGCUGACACACUGAGACUGGAAUUCCUGCGGUAUUCGUGCCCAUCGUCCACGUACAGCGUCCACUGUGCCUUUCCCGGCGACUUCAUAUCCCCCGGCUUUUACCUUGAGCAGCACACCAAAACACCCCUGACCAAACGCAUGCAAGGCACUAACAGCUAUCCAUCCUCGGACAAGUUUGCGUUGCUCAUCAUCGGAGCAGUCGACGAUGGCAAGUUUAUCAUCUGCAAAGACUCGAUUUCGGCUUCGCUUCUCUUUACCAGCAUGACAGGACCUUCGCCUAAACGAGGUCUGGGCAUCAUGGACUCAUUGGUGGGACUGCUGGUGAACUGGUUUGUUUGGUCAGCGCUGCGGCUCAGAUGGGAAGCCCUGUGUAAGAAAGAUGGAGAAGAAUGGAGACAGAAGAGAGUUUGCUAAGCUAAAGGAGCUGUUUAAGAAGGACGCGACGGCGAACGAGAAUAACCUCCAAACAGAGUUUCUAGAAUAUAACCAUCUCGGCAGUAAAAUCUUCGAUGAAGGGGAG